AUGGUCCUGACCCAUCCCUCUAUUGUCGACGGCUGGUUCCGCGAAAUUAACUCGCAAUGGCCCGGCCAGGCGAUGACCCUCAAAGUCAAUCGUAUCCUACACGUUGAAAAGUCCAAGUACCAGGACGUUCUUGUUUUCGAGUCGGAGACAUUUGGAAACGUUCUCGUUCUCGACGGAGUCAUUCAAUGCACUGAGCGUGAUGAAUUCUCCUACCAAGAAAUGAUUGCGCAUAUUCCUCUCGCUUCGCAUCCCAACCCAAAGAAAGUCCUUGUAAUUGGCGGUGGUGACGGUGGUGUUGUCCGCGAGGUCCUCAAGCACAACACUGUCGAGGAGGUCGUCCUUUGCGAUAUUGAUGAAGCGGUCAUUCGCGUUUCGAAGACAUACCUGCCUCAUAUGUCUAAUCUAUUGGCCGAUAAGCGCGUAACAGUGUAUAUUGGAGAUGGAUUUGCCUACCUGCAAAGAAACACCUCCCAGUUCGACUGCAUCAUCACUGAUUCCUCUGAUCCCGUAGGCCCCGCCAAGGCGCUCUUUGAGAAGCCUUAUUUCCAACUACUUCAUGACGCACUCGCUCCCGGAGGCCAUAUUAGCACCCAGGGCGAGGCUUUGUGGAUCCACCUUGACCUCAUCAACGAACUCCUCGCUACAGUUGGAAAUAUCUUCCCAGUCGCGGAGUAUGCCUUUACUACAAUUCCCACAUAUCCCUCUGGCCAAAUCGGUUUCAUGCUUGGGGCAAAGGAGCCAGGUCGUGACCUUCGUACUCCUGUUAGGCAGCUCGAGGGAUGCAAGUACUGGACCCAGGACGUUCAUCGUGCUGCCUUUGUUCUUCCAGAAUUUGCACGUUCUUUGCUGAAGGAGGGCAAGGACAUUCGUCCUCAGCUUGGGCUGGCCCUCGAGGCCGGCGCAAAAGAGCGCAAGAUUUUGCUUUUGGGAAGCGGCUACGUUGCUGGUCCCGCUGCCGAGUAUAUCCUUCGUGACCCUCGCAACCACCUGACUAUUGCUUGCCGAACGCUCGCGUCCGCUCAAGCCAUGGCAGAGAGGCUCCCUCGUGCUACUGGAAUUUCCCUUGACGUCAGCUCUCCCGACCUCGACGAUCAGGUCGCCGCUCACGAUCUUGUGAUCUCCCUCGUGCCUUAUACUCACCACCCUCGGGUCAUCGAGGCGGCUAUCAAGGGAAAGACGCACGUUGUCACUACCUCGUACAUAUCCCCUGCUAUGCGUGCGCUCGAUGAGCAGGCCAAGGAGGCUGGAAUCACUGUCUUGAACGAGAUUGGCUUGGAUCCUGGUAUUGACCACCUGUAUGCCGUCAAGACCAUUGACGAGGUUCACGAAAAGGGCGGCAAGAUCAAGAAAUUCUUAUCUUACUGCGGCGGUCUCCCUGCUCCCGAGGCUUCUGAUAACCCUCUCGGGUACAAAUUUUCGUGGUCAUCGCGUGGUGUUUUGUUGGCUUUACUCAACAACGCCAAGUAUUACGAGGACGGUGAGGUCAAGAGCAUCGAGGGCAAGGAGUUGAUGGGUGUCGCAAAGCCAUACUAUAUCAACCCUGCUUAUGCCUUUGUCGCUUAUCCUAACCGUGACUCGACUCCUUUCCGAGAGUGGUACAACAUCCCCGAGGCUGAGACUGUUGUUCGUGGAACUUUGCGCUUCCAAGGAUUCCCCGCAUUCAUCAAGGCUUUGGUCGACAUUGGUUUCUUGGAUGACGCCAAGAAAGAUUACAUUGAAAGCGACAAAAUUACUUGGGCUGAACUCACUGCCAAGGCUGUGGGCGCAGGUUCCACUGAAGAAUCUGCACUCGUUGAACGCAUCAAGCAGCUUGCUGCCUUCCCUGAUGCAUCGGAAGAAGCACGUAUUCUUUCCGGUCUGCGCUGGAUUGGCCUUUUCUCUUCUGAUAUUGUGACGCCUCGCUCCGGCAACCUUCUCGACACACUCUGCGCGCGCCUCGAGGCCUUGAUGGCUUACGAGGAGGGUGAGCGUGACUUGGUUAUGCUCCAGCACAAAUUCUUUGUCGAGUGGGCUGACGGAAAGACUGACAUCAUUACCUCCACCCUCGAGGCCUAUGGCGAGCGUGCUGGAUAUAGCGCUAUGGCGCGCACAGUCGGUGUUCCGUGUGGAAUCGCUACUCGUCUACUUUUGGACGGGGAACCUGCGCUUAACAAACCAGGAGUGCACGCACCAUACACCAAGGAUAUAUGUGAUCCGAUCCGUGCCAAGCUCGAGGCCGAGGGAAUAGGUAUGGUCGAGCGGGUGCUUUAA
Rhizoctonia solani is the source of this 2250-nucleotide messenger RNA. RefSeq names its product spermidine synthase. Gene Ontology annotation, cellular component: cytoplasm. The record is from RefSeq and is a predicted model, not a curated record. Gene Ontology annotation, molecular function: saccharopine dehydrogenase activity. NCBI's taxonomy places the organism in Eukaryota, Fungi, Basidiomycota, Agaricomycetes, Cantharellales, Ceratobasidiaceae. The transcript is spliced from 9 exons. Bases 1 to 2250 code for a protein of 749 amino acids.